Molecule: messenger RNA, 3262 nt
Organism: Rhincodon typus (whale shark)
Lineage: Eukaryota; Metazoa; Chordata; Chondrichthyes; Orectolobiformes; Rhincodontidae
Product: gastrula zinc finger protein XlCGF7.1-like
Exons: 1
Coding region: 1345-2238 (297 amino acids)
Biological process (GO): regulation of transcription by RNA polymerase II; central nervous system development
Cellular component (GO): nucleus
Molecular function (GO): DNA-binding transcription factor activity, RNA polymerase II-specific; RNA polymerase II cis-regulatory region sequence-specific DNA binding
Source: RefSeq, a predicted model, not a curated record
GUAAUGAUUCUUUAUUACGUAGAAUGCAAUAUAUUUUUUAAAUUAACCCAUUCAUAGAAGUUGGAUCAGGCGGGUCUUCGACCCAGGUGUCUCCUACUGUGCCACAGAGCCCGGAGAGAGGAGAUGUGUGUCCGUUAAUUAGUUUAUCUCCUCUCCAAUCAACCUGUUCAGAGACGGUGGGAGCAGAUGGGAAUUGAACCCAGGUUCAUAGUCAUAUCACAUUACCAGCGGCCUCCAAGGGUAAGACAAUUCCAGCGGCAGUACAUGUUCUGUGACACAUGCCUCCAGACAAUCCACGUUAAUAACUAAACGCGCAGGCGCGGAGGGGAGUUCAGGCAUGCGCAGUGAGGCGGUCUGUUAUCCCUCAGUGGCGGAAGCGGAUUGUGAGUGCGCGUCAGCGACCGAAGCCACAAGCUGAUCUGGCUGUUUCAGGAAUAACCGCGAUAGGUCAGAGGCCGCCGAAUAAGUGCCGAAAAGUCCCUCCUGCAUUCCGCGUUGCGGGUUCACCGUCUCCGCCGUCUUGCGAGCUUCUGUCAGAGCGGAUCAGGAAAGGUGUGUCUUCCUCUCCGCGCACGGGCCGUGUUUACUCCGGCGGCCAUCUUUGUAAAGGAGGCAGUGUUUGAACGGGAAGCAAUGUUCAAGCGCGGCCCCCUUGGUACACUAGUGUAGGCGGGCCUCAUGAACCCCAGGACGAGCGCAGUAAAAUAAUUGAGAGCAAACAAAAGCAAUUUGUUGGAAAAUUUAACAAGUCCCGCAGCACCUGUGGAGAGAGGAAAGCAGAGUUAACGUUUCUAGUCCUUUGACUGCAACUUAGGUUUUUUGAAGACUGAACUGAAACCAGUCAGAGUACAGGGAGGAUGAAAAUUGGCCCGGAAGAAAGAAAUAGUGAGAAUGGAGCGAUGGGAUCCAAUUUCAGUGCCUGAAAAUGGGCAAGUGCGUGGCACACAGUUUGGUGAAAUGAGUGGUAAAUUUGUUCCAUAGAAAUGAGGUAAAAAUUGUUCUUAAUCUCUCCUGAAUUUGCACGAAGUCAUUUGUAAACAACUUUUUAUAGGAUUUUAGAAGAGGACAAUUUCUAGGUGAGAAAUUUGAAUUAUACAUGAUGUCACGCUCCAGCACGAUCACUCGAUUCAUCAGGGCCUGAAUGCCAUUGUUCAUGAAUAUAACAAGUGAAAUGUUUGCUGUAUUUCUCAAAUCAGCCUGACUAGAAAAGCAGUGAGAUGCAAGCAGCCAAGUAAGUGUGUUCCAGUACACUGAAUGUGGAAAGAGCAUUAACUAGUUACACGCCCUUAAAAGACAUUGCACCAUUCCUAGCAGGGAGGACUUAUAGAAGUGCUCUAUGUGUUUAUGAGGCUUAAACCGGUCAUUCGACCUGCAGAGGGACAGGAUACCCGCACCAUGGAGAAACCAUGGAAAUGUAGAGACUGUGGAAAGAGAUUCAAUUACCCAUCCCUGCUGGAAAACCAUCGUCGCAUUCACACUGGGGAGAGGCCUUUCGCCUGUUCCAUGUGUGGAAAAGGAUUUGCUCAGUCAUCUAAUCUCGUAACACACCAAAGAACUCACACCGAAGUGAAGCCCUUCACCUGCUCUGUGUGCGGGAAGGAAUUCUCUCAGUCAUCCAAUCUCCUGACACACCAACGGGUUCACACUGAGAUGAAGCCAUUCACCUGCUCUAACUGUGGAAAAGGAUUUAAUCAUCCAUCCAACCUGCUGAAACACCGUCGAAUUCACAGUGGGGACAAGCCAUUCACCUGCUUUGUUUGUGGGAAAGGAUUCACUCAGUCAUCUACACUUCUGACACACCAGCGUGUUCACACUGAGGAAAGGCCAUUCACCUGCUCCGUUUGUGAGAAAGGAUUCAAUCAUCCAUCCAACUUGCUAAAACACCAGCGAGUUCACACUGGAGAGAGGCCGUUCACCUGCUCCAUGUGUGGGAGGGGAUUCACUCAGUCGUCAACUCUUGUGAUACAUCAGCGAACUCACACUGAAGCAAGGCCUUUCAUCUGCUCUGUGUGUGGGAAGGGUUUCAUGAACUCAUCCAAACUCCUGAUACAUCAGCGAGUUCAUAGUGGGGAGAGGCCAUUCACCUGCUCCAUAUGUGGAAAGGGAUUCAUGAGUUCAUCCAUUCUGCUGACACACCAGCGAAUUCAUACUGGGGAGAGGCCAUUUACCUGCACAAUAUGUGGGAAGGGAUUCACUCAAUCAUCCAACCUGCUGAGCCACCAGCGAUGUCACAAAUGACUGCAGGAGUUGGAUUGCGAUUUCAUUACUGCUAUUGAUACUGUCCAGUACUGAGUGACAUUCAUUCUGACAGAUUGGAUUUGUUUCUUUUGAUGUUAAUCACCCCUAUAACUGUGCUGUUGUUUCAUAUUCUGCAUCACAAGCUGCCUUGACUCUGCCCUGGUUCCUCAGUUACCUGAUUUCUGAUCCAACAUCCAGAACUAGAUGGGCAGAAAUUUCCUCCAACUAAAUGUUGAUAAGAAUUAAAAUAAUCGAUUCUUAGCACUGAUUCUCAGCACCGUUUCCAAUCUACUGAUUCCAUCCCUCUUCCUGAAAAUAGUCUGAGAUUGACUCCGUCUUCUUCUUCUUACAACCUCAGUAUCAUAUUUGGUUCUGAUAUUAACUUCCAAACUCAUGUUCCUGCCAUCAUUUACACCGCCUUCUUCCACCACCAUCCAAUCGCUUGGCUUCACUCCAUCUUAGUUCAAUUCUGCUGAAAUCCUUGUUCAUGCCAUUGUUUCCUCUGGACUCAACUUUUUUUUUAACAUUCCCAGUUGAUCUCCCAUACUCCAGCCCUUGUAAUUUUUUUGUCAUCCAAAACUCAGCUGCCCAUGUCUUAAUUCGCAGCAAAUCCUUGUUCUCCAUCUUUCAGGUGCGCUGAUGUGAAUUGGCCUGCAGUUAAACAUCAUCUUGGCUUUACAGUUCUCAGCAUUAUUUUAAAAUCUCUCUUCAGCUUUGCCCUUGCCUAUCUCUCUAAUUUACCCCUUCCCCUGAACCCUAUGCAAUAUCCACGGUCCUGUAAUUCUGGCCUCGUGUGUUCCCAAUUAUAAUUGUUUCUUCAUUGUCAGCCAACUCUGCAAUUCUAAAUUUGUCUGUCUGUCUUCCUCAGUUUCUUCCUUGCAGUCACUCCUUAAAACCAACAUCUUCAACUAAGCCUGUAGUCAUCUGACCUAAUUACUUCUUUACGGCUUAUUGUCAAAUGUUGUUUUAUAGUGCUCUUAUGCAGUGUGCUGUGUUCCAUUACAUUAAAGGUACUAUAUAAAUA